Penicillium odoratum is the source of this 1626-nucleotide messenger RNA. RefSeq names its product nucleobase cation symporter-1 family protein. The transcript has 5 exons. The record is from RefSeq and is a predicted model, not a curated record. Gene Ontology annotation, molecular function: nucleobase transmembrane transporter activity. Gene Ontology annotation, biological process: transmembrane transport; nucleobase transport. Lineage: Eukaryota; Fungi; Ascomycota; Eurotiomycetes; Eurotiales; Aspergillaceae. Gene Ontology annotation, cellular component: plasma membrane. Bases 1 to 1626 code for a protein of 541 amino acids.
AUGAUGCGUCUGCGUACCAGCCGUAAGGCCUGGGCCUUACCCAAACAAGAAAGCAGUAUAGCUCCACCACAUGUGUGGAGUAAUGCCGAUCAAGACCCAGUACCCCCAGAGAAGUGGACUUGGACUGGUUGGACUUUCACGCAAUACUGGCUUUCGGAUCUAGUCACUGUCUCAACAUGGUCCGCAGCUAGUUCAGCAUAUGCAUCUGGUCUAUCGGCCACAGACACAGUGACUUUGACAUUGGUCGCCGCUCUGUGUAAUGCCAUCCCAACAGUCCUCAAUGGAGCUGUGGGUGCUGAUCUACACAUUGCAUUUCCUGUCGCCAUUCGUGCCAGCUAUGGCACAUAUUUCGCAUAUUUCUGUGUAGCUUCGCGUGCUAUGUUGGCCCUGUUCUGGUUCGGCAUUCAGAGCUCGUAUGGAGGGCAAUGCGUGACUGCAAUAAUUACCGCUAUAUGGCCCAGUUACACAAAUCUUCCGAAUCAUCUGCCCAAGUCAGCGGCCAUCACGACGCAAGGAAUGGUGUCAUAUGCUGUCUACCACGUCAUCCAAACACCAUUUCUCUUCAUUCCUACACAUAAGUUACAGUAUAUGUUUAUUUUCAAGUCUAUGCUCGUGCCACCAAUGGCAUUGGCUAUGGUGAUUUGGAUAUCUGUGAAGGCGGGAGGCGGUGAUGCUAUAUUCAAGCAGCCGCCUACUGUUCAUGGCUCGGAGCGAGCAUGGUUAUGGCUUAUGAAUAUGACUUCAAUCACAGGUGGCUUCUCAACUUUGGCAGUCAAUAUUUCAGAUUUUUCACGCUUUAGUAAGAAGCCUGGAAGCCCGGUUUGGCAACUACCGAUGAUCCCCCUGUUCAAAGUUAUCACCGGUCUGUUCGGUAUUAUAGCUGCUGGUGCAUCCAAAAACCUAUACGGUACCAUCUUAUGGAGCCCCUUGGAAAUCAUUGCUCAAUGGCAAGGGUCUUCGGGUGGCAGAGCCGCGGCCUUUUUCUGUGGGUCAUUAUGGUUACUCGCUCAAAUCUGCAACAAUGUCUCAGCAAACUCCGUAUCAUUUGCAAACGAUGCGGUGACCAUAUUGCCCAAAUGGAUCAACAUCAAGCGUGGAAUGAUCAUGUGUAUUCUCCUAGGCGGAUGGGCGCUAUGCCCAUGGAUCAUCAUCGAGAGUGGAACGACAUUCUUAAGCUUUAUGGGUGCAUAUGCAAUUUUCAUGGCGCCCAUUGCGGGCAUUCUUUGCUGUGAUUACUGGAUCAUCAAAAAACGCAAAUAUGACGUUCCGGCUCUUUUUGAUCCUAAAGGAAUAUAUUACUACAAGCUUGGCACUAAUUGGCGAGCUCUUCUCUGUAAUCUCCUGGUAAUUGUGCCUCUUCUCCCAGGGCUGGCACAUGCCGUGACGCCAGAUAAUGUCAGCAUUGACACGGGCCUGCAGCAUUUAUAUGCAAUCAACUAUCUUUAUGGGUUCAGUCUUUCAUUCGUUCUCUACUUUGCUUUGAAUUACUUCUGGCCUGACAGAGAAACACUGGUGCCUGCAGUUGUUCCAGGUGUUGUUUCUCAUUUCAAUGCAAUUGAUUCGGAUUUAGAGGCAGAUGUGAGCUCGGAGGGUUUGAAGCAAUUUUCCACCACUCCAAAGAUUUAA